Elaeis guineensis (African oil palm) is the source of this 1890-nucleotide messenger RNA. Its product is annotated as probable amidase At4g34880. NCBI's taxonomy places the organism in Eukaryota, Viridiplantae, Streptophyta, Magnoliopsida, Arecales, Arecaceae. The record is from RefSeq and is a predicted model, not a curated record.
GUUACAACAUGUUAUCAGAUUAAAAGAUUGGUGCUCGCAGCCCCUCCAAUAGCUCGUCGUGCACGUGGCUACCACCAUUUCUCCUCGCAUGAAUAGCGAGUACCAACAUCGGACAUGUUUGAAAAAUUAGUAAGCCUAUAAGAUUAGGCAAGAUGCCAUCGGAUAAGAUCAGGAAGAAGAUAUCGGAGGAGACGAUGGCGAUCCUCGCACCCUCCCUCCUCUCCCCGCUAUUCGUGGUGCUCCUGGCGAGCACCAACUGCCGUGGAUUCGAGAUCAAAGAAGCCACCGUUGACGGCAUCCAGCAGGCCUUCAAGGAGGGCAGUCUCACCUCCAGACGGCUCGUGGAGUACUACCUCGACCAGAUCCAGACCCUCAACCCACUGCUCCACGCCGUGAUCGAGGUCAACCCGGACGCGGUCCCGCAGGCGGACCGGGCCGACGAGGAGCGCCUUAGCGGACGACACCCGGGCGGGGGCCUCCACGGGAUCCCCAUUCUCCUCAAGGACAACAUCGCCACCCGGGACCAGCUCAACACGACCGCCGGCUCGCUCGCCCUGCUCGGCUCCGUGGUGCCGCGCGACGCCGGCGUGGUCCGGCGGCUGAGGCAGGCUGGCGCGGUGAUACUGGGGAAGGCCAGCCUCGGCGAGUGGGGCAACUUCCGCUCCCACCGCAUCCCGAGCGGGUGGAGCGCCCGCGGCGGCCAGGGCCGGAAUCCGUACGCGCUGUCGAAGUAUCCGUGCGGGUCGAGCACCGGGUCGGCGAUCGCGGUGGCGGCGAACAUGGUAGCGGUGACGCUGGGGACGGAGACGGACGGUUCCAUCAUCUGCGCCGCGGCCCAUGAUUCGGUGGUGGGGAUCAAGCCCACGAUGGGGCUCACCAGCCGGGCUGGGGUCAUCCCCAUCUCUCCCACCAUGGACACCAUUGGACCACUUUGUCGAACGGUGUCAGACGGCGUGCAUGUAUUGGAGGCAAUUGUGGGAUAUGACUCACGAGAUGCGGAUGCCACGCUAGCGGCAUCAAGUUACAUACCUCAGGGUGGGUACAGGCAGUUCUUGAGGCUGGGGGGGCUGAAAGGCAAGAGGUUGGGAAUUCUGAGGAAGGGCUUCUUUGAAUUCCCCAAAGGAUCCAUCUAUCAAGAAGUUUUCGAGGAGCAUUUCAACACAAUGAGGAAAGCUGGAGCCAUUUUGAUUGAUAACCUCGAAAUAAAUAAUGCAAGCAUCAUCCGUGACGCUAAGAAAAGUGGCGAGAAGGCUGUGAUGUUGGCAGAGUUUAAGCUAUAUUUGAAUGUGUACUUAUCAGAGUUGUCUAAUUCUCCUGUUAGGUCUCUUGCAGAUGUAAUAGCCUUCAACAAUGAACAUAGUGCUGAGGAGAGGAUAGCUGAUUUUGGUCAAUCUAUCCUUUUGGAAGCUCAAAACACAAAUGGAAUAGGUCCUGUUGAAAGAAAUGCAAUUGCUAAAAUGACUCGUCUCUCUUUGGAAGGAUUGGAAAGGUUACUGAUGGAGAAGCAACUGGAUGCAAUUGUAACACCAGGUGCGUCUGCAUCAAGUGUUCUUGCAAUUGGUGGAUACCCAGGUAUCAGUGUCCCUGCAGGAUAUGGAACAAACGGAGUUCCUUUUGGAAUUUGUUUUGGUGGUCUAAAGGGUUCAGAACCAAAGUUAAUUGAGAUAGCUUAUGCUUUUGAGCAAGCGACAACUGUUCGAAAGCCUCCUUCAUUUAAGCCUGGAACGUCAGCAUUCCAGCCAUUGAAAGAGUGGUGAUUUGUAUUGUCAGACAAAUUUCUUUUUAUGUGACUAGUGUUUUCGACAUUUUGUUUGAAACAAUGAAUCAUUUGAGUGUGAAACAAUUUCAUUUGUAUUAAUCACAUCAAGCUAAUCUACUUUCAUGGUUUUU